Messenger RNA from Pangasianodon hypophthalmus (striped catfish), 3746 nucleotides. RefSeq names its product Rho related BTB domain containing 1 (gene rhobtb1). Gene Ontology annotation, molecular function: GTPase activity; GTP binding; ubiquitin protein ligase binding. Gene Ontology annotation, biological process: proteasome-mediated ubiquitin-dependent protein catabolic process; regulation of proteolysis; small GTPase-mediated signal transduction. Gene Ontology annotation, cellular component: cytoplasm. The transcript has 10 exons. Lineage: Eukaryota; Metazoa; Chordata; Actinopteri; Siluriformes; Pangasiidae. Bases 291 to 2354 code for a protein of 687 amino acids. The record is from RefSeq and is a predicted model, not a curated record.
CAGAGCGCGUGAAGGCUGCAGCCAAGCGAGCAGAGCGCGAGACACAGUGCAUCAUUAACGCUUCAGUGCAUAGGGAAUAACAUUUUUUUUUGCUUGCUUUUGGGGUUGAGGUGGGGGGGGACCAUUAAAGCCAUCGGGAAAUGAUCUCGGUGCAUUUGCACAGCUAGCACUCGGUGAGUUCAUUUUGCAGGGGGAAUAAAGCAAGGCGCGGGUCGCCUUUGUGCACUUCUUCAAGUCCAGACAACAAAAACGCACAAUCCCAAAGACACGGUAGGAUACUGGGGUGCAGAAUGGACUACGAAAGACCCAACGUAGAAACAAUAAAGUGUGUUGUGGUGGGAGACAAUGCUGUAGGGAAGACUCGCCUUAUUUGUGCCCGAGCCUGUAAUGCCACUUUGACCCAAUACCAGCUGCUGGCCACCCAUGUCCCCACAGUCUGGGCUAUUGAUCAGUACCGAGUCUGCCAAGAGGUAUUAGAGCGCUCCAGAGAUGUGGUGGAUGAUGUCAGUGUGUCCCUCAGGCUGUGGGACACCUUCGGAGACCACCACAAGGAUAGGCGCUUUGCCUACGGCAGGUCUGACGUGGUGGUUCUCUGCUUUUCCAUUGCCAACCCCAACUCCCUCUAUCACGUGAAGACCAUGUGGUACCUGGAGAUCAAACACUUCUGUCCACGUACACCUGUUAUUCUGGUUGGGUGUCAACUUGACCUACGCUAUGCAGACUUGGAGGCUGUCAACCGGGCCAGACGGCCAUUAGCAAGGCCUAUAAAACCAGGAGAUAUUUUGCCUCCAGAGAGAGGACGGGAAGUAGCCAAGGAGUUGGGGAUUCCAUACUAUGAGACAAGCGUCUUUGAUCAGUUUGGCAUUAAAGAUAUCUUUGACAAUGCUAUCCGAGCUGCUCUCAUCUCCAGACGCCACCUUCAGUUCUGGAAGUCCCAUCUACGGAAGGUCCAGAAGCCCCUCUUGCAGGCACCAUUCCUCCCACCAAAAGCUCCUCCACCACUGAUCAAGAUCCCAGACUGUCCCCGCAACAACCAGGAUGGCCCUAGGAAACUGCUGGAGAACCCCUUCUGUGCUGAUGUCAUGUUCAUUGUUCAAGAACACUUCAAUGUGUUUGCCCACAAGAUCUACCUAUCUACCUCAUCCUCCAAGUUCUAUGACCUGUUCCAGAUGGACAUCUCAGAAGAGUCCCAGUGCAUGGUUGUGACAGAGCAUCACAGACGAGAGCACCUGAUGCGAACACUCAGCCUGGACACAGAUGAAGCCAUGGCUGUGCUGACUAACCUAUCACCUAGUUCCCUACGGGCUUCCAAGAGUGAUGGGACUCUGAAGGUAAUGAGCUUUAAUGCCAAGCACAACCACAACAAGCUGUCCUUGGCAUUUUGGUGCAAGGCCUUCCAGAGCAUCCACAAAGAAACUGUGGUUAACCCAGCAACAGGAGCAGCAGCUGUCAUGACGGUGGUGAAGAUGGACAACUCCAUCCAGCUGGGUCCCUUCAGGGCAGUGCUGCGGUUCCUGUACACAGGAGAACUGAAUGAAAGGGAGAUGGACCUGAUGAAGAUUGCUCAGAUUGCUGAGAUCCUAGAAGUUUUUGACCUAAGGAUGAUGGUGGAGAACAUCAUGAACAAAGAAGGCUUUAUGAAUAAGGAAAUCACAAAAGCGUUUCAUGUGAGAAAAGCCAACAGGAUUAAGGAGUGUCUUGCCAAGAACAGCUUCACAGAUGUGGUGUUUAGGUUGGAUGAUGGCACCAUCAAUGCCCAUAAGCCUUUGCUGAUCUCCAGUUGUGAUUGGAUGGCUGCCCUGUUUGGAGGCUCAUUCAUAGAGAGUGCGAAUAAUGAGGUCUCUUUUCCUAACACCAGCAGGGCGUGUAUGCAGGCAGUGCUGGAGUAUCUCUACACCAAUCAGCUGUCACCCAUGGCUGAUUUGGACCCAAUGGAAUUAAUUGCUCUGGCAAACAGACUGUGCCUUCCCCGCCUCAUUGCCCUGACAGAGCAAUAUGCUGUGAGUGAGCUGGUGAAAGCCUCUAGGGAUGCACAAGACAUAGACGGCGAGGUUCUCAACUACCUGGAGCUUGCUCAGUUCCAUAAUGCCAACCAACUUUCUGCUUGGUGCUUGCAUCACAUAUGCACUCAUUAUAAUAACAUCUGUGCCAAUUAUCGCAAAGAGAUCAAGUCCAAAUCGCUAGAAAACCAAGAGUACUUUGAGAAGCAUCGCUGGCCUCCGGUUUGGUACCUGAAGGAGGAAGAUCACUACCAGCGGGUGAAGAAAGAGAGGGAGAAGGAAGACGUGGUCCUGAACAAGCACCUCUCUCGCCGUCGCUGGUGUUUCUGGAGCACUUCUCCUGCAGUGUCCUGAGAGAAAGCGAGAGAGAGAUGGCACUUCCUUUCCUGCUAACUGCUAGCCAUUUUCUGUCUUAACCUACAAUGAUAUAUCUGGAAAUGCACUGAAAUCUUUUCUUUUGGACUUACACCCAGUAAGUCAAGCAGACAUCCAAACGGUUCAAAGCACAAUCUACAAUCUGCAUCCACAGAAUACAGGCCAUCAAAUGUAGUAAUGCUCAACCAGUGAACAAAAGUGUAUUCUCUGGUUGUAAAGUUUGUAAGAAAAAAAAGAAAGGGAUGAAGAAAAAAAAAACUACACCUAGGCAUAACUAAUUUCUAAUAUUCCCUUGAUUUCUGUUUCCUUCUAGUUCUAAGUACAAAGGAUUUCUGCAGCUUAUAAAAAUGCUCAGUUUUGUUCUGCUAACAACCACAAACUCGAAGCUGACUUGAAUAGUGACUUUAGAAUUGGCAUUUUAGAAUAAUUACGAUCAUUCUACAUCCUGAGGAAAAAAUGGCGUUUACGACUCGGUGUGUGGCAGGAUCCGUGUGUGCUGUACACUAAACAGCAGCUUCCUUUGACACCAGCCCUAAUAAGAAACAUCAGGUACAUCAAUGCAGUUACUUAUGUUAUGAGGUAUGUUAUGUUAUGAGGGCCCAAAGGCACCAUUUACUUUUGUAGUGCCAGGGAAUACCAUAGCUCACCUAGCUAGUCCUGUAAUUCUGUGUAAACAUUUAUGGUUGAAUAAAACAUUAACUCUUAUUAUUAGAAGGGCUUAGCACUAUGGCUUAGUUCAGGGCUUACUUGAAACCAAGAAGCAAAACAAUCAAUAACCAUUGAUCACAUAUACUAUCUUCACCGUGAUUGUGCUAGGUGUUAGAUGUAGGCUUACUAUAGUGGAUUUGAACUUUAUACUUUACACAUCAAUGAUUGUUAUAGUCAUUAAAGGGUUAAGAAAUUCUUAGGUGAAUGUAAAUGAGCAAUAAGCUGAAAGUGCAGGCUUUUGCUUUCAGGUGAUUCUGUUGUGUGUAAGUAGUGUUGGUCAGGAUAGAUGAUAUGUACUCUAUGUGGGUGCUUGUAUAUGAUGCACCACCUCAUUAUUACCAUAUUCCGAUCCAGGCAGGUCACAAUGACACCGAAGGGAAACUUAAUACUUGAAAAAUAAAAUGAUUCUGUCUUUAGCCAUGUAGGCUUGUCUUUAGUUCAGCAAAAUAUUAAGUAGCUGAUGCUCACUAGUGAUUGUUCUUUUUCUGGCAGAUUCAGUGUUAAUUGUUAUUAGCUGCUGCAAACCAAGUGGCUGGUUCAUUUGGUACUUGGCCUUUGAUUUCUCUCUUCAUCACCCUUAAUGCUGGCUGUUUAUUUAUGUAUUUAUUUAUUUUUUAAACAGAAUAUUGUUUGGUGAAUUACAAUAAAUGAUCAAUUUACUUA